GCCCCCUCUUUUUCAAUUUUCCUCUCUCUCUCUCUCCCACACUCUUUUAGGGUUUCAGAGCGCAGUUUUGCUUUUUCCAAUCGGUUAUCGUACUGUCUCCGUCAAUUUCGUGAACCCUCAGAUAAUGGCGAUGGAAGUUACCCAGAUUCUUCUAAAUGCACAAUCAAUAGAUGGAACAGUGCGGAAGCAUGCAGAAGACAGUUUAAAACAGUUUCAGGAGCAAAACCUUCCCAGUUUUUUUCUCUCUCUGUCGGGGGAGCUAGCAAAUGAUGAUAAGCCUGUUGAGAGCCGUAAAUUAGCAGGUUUGAUACUUAAGAAUGCCUUGGAUGCCAAGGAACAAGCUAGAAAGUAUGAGCUUGUUCAAAGGUGGGUGUCACUGGACGCUGCUGUGAAGGCCCAGAUCAAAACAUGCUUGUUACAGACCCUCUCUGCUCCUGCCCCUGAUGCUCGAUCUACUGCAUCUCAAGUCAUUGCGAAGGUUGCAGGCAUUGAGUUGCCUCAGAAACAGUGGCCUGAGUUGAUAGGAUCGCUUUUGUCAAAUAUUCACCAAGUACCGGCUAAUGUUAAGCAAGCAACUUUGGAGACUCUUGGAUACUUGUGUGAGGAAGUCUCUCCUAAUUGUGUGGAUCAAGAUCACGUGAAUAAAAUACUUACGGCUGUAGUUCAGGGAAUGAAUGCAUCUGAAGGGAACAGUGAUGUUAGGCUUGCUGCUACUCGAGCACUGUACAAUGCUUUGGGCUUUGCUCAGGCAAAUUUUAGUAAUGAUAUGGAGCGUGAUUAUAUCAUGAGAGUUGUCUGUGAGGCAACUUUGUCCACAGAAUUGAAGAUACGACAGGCAGCUUUUGAGUGUCUGGUCUCCAUUUCAUCAACUUACUAUGAGAAAUUAGCUCCUUAUAUCCAGGACAUCUUUAACAUUACAGCAAAGGCCGUGAAGGAAGAUGAGGAGCCUGUUGCUCUUCAAGCCAUUGAGUUCUGGAGUUCAAUUUGUGAUGAGGAGAUAGAUAUCUUGGAAGAUUAUGGGGAUGAUUUCACUGGUGACUCUGGUAUUCCUUGUUUCUAUUUUAUCAAACAGGCCCUCCCUGCCCUUGUCCCUUUGCUGUUGGAGACACUCCUUAAGCAAGAGGAGGAUCAGGAUCAGGAUGAAGGGGCUUGGAAUAUUGCAAUGGCUGGUGGCACUUGCCUUGGCCUGGUUGCGCGUACUGUGGGAGAUGAUAUUGUCCCACUUGUUAUGCCUUUUAUUGAAGAGAACAUAACAAAACCUGAUUGGAGGCAUCGGGAAGCAGCCACAUAUGCUUUUGGUUCAAUUUUGGAGGGUCCUUCCCCUGACAAGUUAACUCCCAUUGUCAAUGUUGCUUUGACAUUCAUGCUUAGUGCUUUAACAAGGGACCCAAAUACCCAUGUGAAGGACACUACUGCAUGGACCCUGGGGCGAAUCUUUGAAUUUCUUCAUGGUUCAACCACGGAUGCACCAAUAAUUACACAAGCAAAUUGCCAACAGAUCAUUACUGUUCUGCUUCAGAGCAUGAAGGAUGUUCCAAAUGUUGCUGAGAAGGCUUGUGGCGCGCUCUAUUUUCUUGCACAAGGUUAUGAGGAGGGGGCCCCAUCAUCUCCUUUAACUCCUUUUUUCCAGGAAAUUGUUCAGGCCCUUCUCACUGCUACUCACAGAGAAGACGCUGGCGAAUCUCGAUUAAGGACCGCUGCCUAUGAGACUUUGAAUGAAGUGGUGAGGUGUUCAACUGAUGAAACAGCUCCCAUGGUGUUGCAACUUGUUCCCGUCAUCAUGAUGGAGCUGCACCAGACUCUUGAGGGGCAAAAGCUUUCAUCUGAUGAGAGAGAGAAGCAGAGUGAAGUACAAGGCCUUCUUUGUGGGUGUUUACAGGUCAUUAUUCAGAAGCUAGGAUCAUCAGAGCCAACUAAAUAUGUCUUUAUGCAGUAUGCAGAUCAAGUGAUGGGUCUAUUCCUGCGGGUUUUUGCUUGUAGAAGUGCCACUGUGCAUGAGGAGGCCAUGCUUGCCAUUGGAGCCCUUGCCUAUGCAGCAGGCCCAGAUUUUGCAAAAUACAUGCCUGAGUUUUACAAGUAUUUGGAAAUGGGUCUUCAAAAUUUUGAGGAGUACCAAGUGUGUGCUGUGACAGUUGGUGUUGUGGGGGAUAUAUGCAGGGCAUUGGAGGAUAAGAUUCUUCCUUACUGUGAUGGGAUUAUGACACAGCUCCUUAAGAACUUAUCAAGCAAUCAGUUGCACCGUUCUGUUAAGCCUCCCAUAUUCUCUUGUUUUGGUGAUAUAGCACUUGCUAUUGGAGAGAACUUUGAAAAAUAUUUGAUGUAUGCGAUGCCCAUGCUCCAGAGUGCAGCAGAGUUGUCUGCUCACACAUCAGGUGCUGACGAUGAUAUGAUGGAGUACACAAAUUCUCUAAGAAAUGGAAUCUUGGAGGCAUAUUCUGGCAUUUUCCAAGGCUUCAAGAACUCUACCAAAACCCAGCUCUUGAUUCCCUAUGCACCUCACAUCCUCCAGUUCUUGGACAGCAUAUAUAUGGAGAAAGACAUGGAUGAUUUGGUGAUGAAAACUGCUGUUGGAGUCCUUGGAGAUCUAGCAGAUACGCUUGGAAGUAAUGCAGGUUCUUUGAUACAGCAAUCUCUGUCAAGCAAAGAAUUUUUAAAUGAAUGCUUGUCCUCAGAUGACCAUUUGAUUAAAGAAUCUGCUGAAUGGGCCAAAUUGGCCAUCAGUCGUGCCAUUUCUGUUUGAUGCUACCAUCACUUGGUAUGCCCCUUAAUUUUAGAAGUCCCUGCAUGCAUUUGGGUGUGUUGAGUCGGGGUCCGGGAUCGCAUACUUGUUGAGUCAUCACCAUUUUCAGACAACAGUGUUGUUGGUCUUCAAGUUGUCACUAACUAUUGCAUCAUCAGCAAAACUUGUUGCUAACUAAUGCAUCAGCGCCGUUGGGUCGGGUUCUGGUUUGUCAGGAGAAAGUGGGUAGUGAUGGCUUCACUGAAAUGGGUGGAGGCCAACAUAGAAAAUCAGGAAAAAAAAAUAUAUAUUAGGGUUCGUGGGAGGGGUGCGGUUGCGGAGGUGGAGGUGGAGUUAAGCUUGAGGAAAGUAGACAUAACUCAAGCUGCUUGAUCGUUGGCUGUUUGAUGAGACCCUUUUAGAGUAGUCCUAUUCAAACCUGGUGUCGGUUUUACAGGAGUUGAAUGGACGAAUGCAGAGAGUUGUUUAUGGGGUCAUGACAUUUCAACGCCACCCAGAUGCUAUAUUUUCGAGAAUUUCUCCUUACUUCAGCAGGUUUUCAUUCCUGAUAUCUCCUUUCUAGAGAAGAUCUUCAUUCCUAAUUUCUCCUUCAUUGGCAGAUUCUAAUUCUUUUUGCUAAUUUGCGUCUGCAUCUGUUCAUCAUAUGUCCAUCAUGGUCGGGUUGUAUUUCAUCACUUUCAUAUUUUUUUUCAUAUACUUGGUACGUGUGGCUGGCAUCCACCACCCACAUACCACGGGGAGCAUUUCAUCCUGCAUUGCAUUCAUUCAUUUUUCAUUUUUGUCAGUCUUAGUGGCCGUUUCUCAGGUCAAAUGUCCAAAUACCAUGCAUUCAUGAAAUCAUUGGUUCGGCGCCGUUUCUUUCGCUUUUUUUUUUUUUUUUCUUUUUCUUUUUUUUAAAGUAUAGUUGUUUAUUGUGCUUUGGAAUGUGUAAUCAUAAUUUUUAUUGAAAUGUCACCGAAUUGUGAUGACAUUUAAAGGGCUGAGUAAGGAUUUGGAGCGUCACUUGUUUGGAGAGGCAGUAUAUUUGUGGUCUUGCCUCAGUUGUUAUCUUUCAAGUGAUAUUAUAGAAACAAUGAAUUUUUGUAAAUUUGGGCAGAUCUUUUUUUUU
Molecule: messenger RNA, 3848 nt
Organism: Corylus avellana
Lineage: Eukaryota; Viridiplantae; Streptophyta; Magnoliopsida; Fagales; Betulaceae
Product: ARM repeat superfamily protein
Biological process (GO): protein import into nucleus
Molecular function (GO): small GTPase binding
Source: RefSeq, a predicted model, not a curated record